Molecule: messenger RNA, 2298 nt
Organism: Blastomyces gilchristii SLH14081
Lineage: Eukaryota; Fungi; Ascomycota; Eurotiomycetes; Onygenales; Ajellomycetaceae
Product: MFS myo-inositol transporter
Exons: 3
Coding region: 66-1865 (599 amino acids)
Biological process (GO): transmembrane transport
Cellular component (GO): membrane
Molecular function (GO): myo-inositol:proton symporter activity
Source: RefSeq, a predicted model, not a curated record
GUUAGAUCUAGACACGGCUUCUUCUCAACCACAACAACACCAAGUUACACCAUGACGCUCGCCAUAUGCCAUCUGCUCACUCCCCCCACGCGAUAGUAGACACUACUGCGGCGUCAGCACACGAGGAUUUGGAACUACAAGACAUGAAUUCGUCUGCUGCUAAUAACCCUGAAGCUCCGCUGCUAGACCACCGGGAUGCAACUCCUCGCUCUCCGCCGCCUAGAUACUCUGACCAGUUCGGAAAUGAGGACGCAAGUAAUAAUAAUGACAGUGGAAGACGGUCUCUGGGACAGGCGCCAGCGACUGCAUCCGCAGGGUCUGGAGGCUGGUUUAUCUGGGCACUAACAUGUUCAGCGGGGAUUAGCGGUUUGCUUUUCGGAUAUGACACUGGUGUUAUCUCAUCCACCCUGGUUUCGAUCGGAACUGACCUUUCAGGUCGCUCGCUCACCACGCUUGACAAGAGUCUAAUCACAUCGUGCACUAGCCUAUUUGCGUUGAUAGUGAGCCCAUUCGCGGGUGUUCUGGGGGAUAAACUUGGCCGCAAACCCAUCAUACUCAUCGCGGAUGUUUUGUUUAUCGUUGGGGCGCUAUGGCAGGCCUCAUCCCCCAGUGUCUGGAGUAUGAUAGUGGGCCGGAGCCUUAUUGGAUUGGGGGUUGGAGCGGCUAGUCUGAUUACUCCUCUGUACAUAUCAGAACUUUCACCACCUGAUAUCCGCGGCAGAUUGGUAACCAUCCUAAGCCUCUUUGUGACCGGCGGUCAAGUCGUCGCAUACACUACCGGCUGGCUCUUAUCAACCACCCACGCGGGCUGGAGGUGGAUGGUCGGCCUCGGAGCCCUCCCGGCUAUAAUCCAGCUAUCUAUCCUUCUCUUCCUCCCGGAAACCCCGCGCUGGCUUGUCCGUGCCGACAAACAACGCGAAGCCCGUCGAGUCGUGCACAGAAUCUACGGCUCCUCCAACCCUCGGAUCCCAGACCAACUUGUCCGGGACAUCGAGCGCGAACUCGUCGCGGAGGAGAAUGCCACGGAUGAUCUUCUCAAAUCCUUAAACCAAGAAGUGUCCGACAGCCACUGGCUCCGCCUGCCCCGUAGCUGGGCCGCCCUUUUUCAAAUCGGCGGCAACCGCCGCGCCCUGACAAUCGCCUGCAUGCUCCAGUCCCUCCAACAACUCUGCGGCUUCAACUCCCUCAUGUAUUUCAGCGCCACCAUCUUCUCGCUCCUGGCCUUCUCCUCGCCAACGCUAACCUCCCUCUCCGUCGCCGUGACAAACUUCCUCUUCACCCUCCUCGCCUUCUCGCUCAUCGACCGCAUCGGCCGCCGCCGCAUCCUCCUCUCCUCCAUCCCCAUCAUGACCACAGCCCUCCUCCUCUGCGGCCUCGCCUUCUCCAUCUUCGACCCCGCCGCAGCCCGCGAUGGCACACCGCCACAGGAACAACGCGGAGAACCAGGCGCAGCGCUCGCCCCGCUGGCUCCCCUGUUAAUCCUCACGUCCCUCACGAUCUACACCGCGGCCUACGCCUCCGGCAUCGGCACGAUCCCCUGGCAGCAAUCCGAGCUGUUCCCGCUAGGCGUGCGCUCGCUCGGCUCCGCGCUUGCCACGGGGACGAACUGGGGGGCUAACUUUGUCGUCGGGCUCACGUUCCUGCCCAUGAUGGAUUGGAUAUCGGCCCAGUGGACGUUUGUGAUGUAUGCGGCUAUCUGUGCGGUGGGGUGGGGGUUCAUUUGGAUGAUCUAUCCGGAGAUGAGCGGGUUGGGGUUGGAGGAUGUUAGGGGGUUGCUUGUGGAUGGGUGGGGGGUUAAGGAGAGUGUUGAGGGUUUUAGGAGGAGGAGGAGGGAGAGCGGGAGGAGGGAGGAGGGCUGCUCGUAGAUUUCGUGGCUUAUUAGGUAGGGUUAUAGAGUUAUAAGAUAUAUGUAAUGUACCACUUUGCAGGCUAAUGGAUAAGUAUUCGUUAGCUCCCUUGGUAUUGAUAAUGCUAUCAGUGCUAUGUAUAUCCUCAACCUAAUAAUUCAAAAAGUCUUUGCGCAUCUGGAUAAAUCGGCUUAGAUACAUUGUUCGAAAAGAAAAAGGGGAAAAGAAUAAAAAAAACAAAGCUGACAUAUUAAAAAGUAUUACAACAAUAUUAUACAUGUAUAUAUAUAAAAGGGGUAUCAUCUCCAAACAAAAAUGGCGCUGAGAAAAACCAAGAAAAAGAAAAGAAACAGAAACAGAAACAGAUAGAGAUCAUUUUCUGUACAUCCAUUCAUCUCCCGUAGUUGUAGAUGGUUAGUUAUGCGUCAUUAGCGAAAAUGGGGAAUGUUUG